Molecule: messenger RNA, 507 nt
Organism: Penicillium cataractarum
Lineage: Eukaryota; Fungi; Ascomycota; Eurotiomycetes; Eurotiales; Aspergillaceae
Product: MAPEG family protein
Exons: 1
Coding region: 1-507 (168 amino acids)
Cellular component (GO): membrane
Source: RefSeq, a predicted model, not a curated record
AUGAGCUCCUUUCUAACAACCAUCGGCCUCCGCGCCACAAGUCCCCUCGAUACAGUCCCAAACUUUGGUCCCGCCUUCCUAGCAUUCCACUUCAUCUGGGCCUACGGCGUGCUCUCCUCGCGAACGCUCAAGCAAUGGUACGGCAUCGACCAUCAAGUAUCUCCACGCGAGGAUCUCGCAAAGUACGGGGAGGCGGCGGUCCGAGACGGGAAACUCACGCGGAAACAACUCGACAUGCUCAAGCGCAAUGAAUCAGCUCAUGCCAAUUCGGUCGAGAAUUAUUCACUCUUGGUGGGAAGUCUGCUGUUUGCAUCAUAUGCUGGGGUGCCGUCGCAGAUUAUCAAUGCGGCUGGUCUUUCGUAUACUAUUGCCCGUAUCAUCUAUGGUGGCGUGUAUAUCUUCGUUGGUACGCCCAAGUGGAGUUGGACUCGUGGUUUGGUCUGGUGGUGGGGCAAUUUGAGCUGUCUCACGCUAUUGUAUCAGGCUGGGAAGCGUCUCAGUGCAUGA